Molecule: messenger RNA, 2432 nt
Organism: Ochotona curzoniae (black-lipped pika)
Lineage: Eukaryota; Metazoa; Chordata; Mammalia; Lagomorpha; Ochotonidae
Gene: PPME1
Product: protein phosphatase methylesterase 1
Exons: 14
Coding region: 228-1430 (400 amino acids)
Biological process (GO): protein demethylation
Molecular function (GO): protein methylesterase activity
Source: RefSeq, a predicted model, not a curated record
CUCCGUUACCCGGCUGCCUUUGUGGGCGGGCUGUUACGCACUUCCGGUGAAGCUCGAAGCGAGGGGGUGGAGCGUCCAGCGCCGGAGGGGCGGCAGAGGCGGCGCAGCCGGCGGCUGGGUGCUGUCCGGGGCGGCUGGACAUCGUUAGGGCAGCGAGUGGGGACCGGUUGGGCCGCCCUUCGCGUGGGACGCAGCUGCGACUCCUCUUGGCCUGCCACCUCGCCUUGAUGUCGGCGCUGGAGAAGAGCAUGCACCUCGGCCGUCUGCCUUCUCGCCCUCCGCUCCCGGGCGGCGGGGGCAGUCAGAGCGGAGCCAAGAUGCGGAUGGGCCCUGGAAGAAAGCGAGACUUUUCCCCUGUUCCUUGGAGUCAGUACUUUGAGUCCGUGGAAGAUGUAGAAGUAGAGAAUGAAACUGGCAAAGAUACUUUCCGAGUUUACAAGAGUGGUUCUGAGGGCCCAGUCCUGCUGCUCCUGCAUGGAGGAGGCCAUUCUGCCCUGUCCUGGGCUGUAUUCACAGCAGCAAUCAUUAGUAGAGUUCAGUGUAGGAUUGUGGCUCUGGAUCUGCGAAGUCAUGGUGAAACCAAAGUGAAGAAUUCUGAAGACUUGUCUGCAGAAACAAUGGCAAAAGAUGUUGGUAAUGUGGUUGAAGCCAUGUAUGGGGACCUCCCUCCUCCAAUUAUGCUGAUUGGACAUAGCAUGGGUGGUGCCAUUGCUGUCCAUACAGCAUCGUCCAACCUUGUGCCAAGUCUCCUUGGUCUGUGCAUGAUUGAUGUUGUGGAAGGUACAGCCAUGGAUGCACUUAAUAGCAUGCAGAAUUUCUUACGUGGCCGUCCUAAAACCUUCAAAUCUUUGGAGAAUGCUAUUGAAUGGAGUGUGAAGAGUGGCCAAAUCCGAAAUCUGGAAUCUGCUCGUGUCUCCAUGGUUGGCCAAGUCAAACAAUGUGAAGGAAUUACAAGUCCAGAAGGCUCAAAGUCUAUAGUGGAAGGAAUUAUAGAGGAAGAAGAAGAAGAUGAAGAAGGAAGUGAGUCAGUAAAUAAGAGGAAAAAGGAAGACGACAUGGAGGGUUGCCCUCAAGAGACUCAGAACCUGCUCUUAUUCCUCCAGACCAAGAAAGACCAUCCGUACACCUGGAGAAUUGAACUGGCAAAAACAGAAAAGUACUGGGAUGGCUGGUUCCGAGGCUUAUCCAAUCUCUUUCUUAGUUGUCCUAUUCCUAAAUUGCUGCUCUUGGCUGGUGUUGAUAGGUUGGAUAAAGAUCUGACCAUUGGCCAGAUGCAAGGGAAGUUCCAGAUGCAGGUCCUACCCCAGUGUGGACACGCAGUCCAUGAGGAUGCCCCUGAAAAGGUAGCUGAAGCUGUUGCUACUUUCUUGAUCCGGCAUAGGUUUGCAGAGCCCAUCGGAGGAUUCCAGUGUGUGUUUCCUGGCUGUUAGUGACCUGCUAAGCUUCCUGUCCCUCAGCAUCGAGCUCUGUUGUAAAUAAGUCGCACCAGAGGCCACUGUGAUGCCGCUGUCUCCUCGCCAUCCUAUCCUGACCGCCAUGUGACACCGGCCCCCUGUAGACGGGCAUCCCUGUUUUGUGUAUUCCUGCCAAAAGCAUUGAUUUCCAGGGGCCCCAGCUCUUUCUUCCUCUCUGUACAGGGGCCACCCCUGUCCUGCCUAGGAUGAAGCUUCCAGAGCUGCUAGCCCUGGACCCUGUUUCUAGCAUCAGACAGUGCACCUGAGUCCACAUGUCUCCCUGGACUCAGGGCUCUCCAUUCCUCGAGCCUGUUCUUGGCAUGGACUUGCCCUUCAUCCUUGGGUAGAAAAUACACAAGGUGGUUCUUACUUUCCCCUUUGAAGUAAAUUACCAGUCAGGUACCUUUUUAUGCCAGUCUUAACACUUCCAGGUUUAGAAGACCCAGAGUUCCAUCUUUAGGUACACGGUGGGGUUGUGGAUUGCAUCAUAGAAAACCAGCCUGAAAGUCAGGCCGGCAAGUCCAAGCACAUGGCCUCCCACUGGGAGAGCCCCGUCUUACCCCCCUUACCUGGACACCUGCCAGGUACAGCCACAGGCUGAAGCCUGUGGAAUUGUUUUUUAAUAAAUUUAACCAUUUCCAGUUAUUUCCUGGAAGUGUGCGGAGUGCCCGCUUGCCUCUUCUAGACCACAGUCUUUUGUGGCCGUAUGUGGUUUCUGUCACUCUACAUUAAAGAACAUUACAGCCCAGCAUUUCCAGUUUUGUCCUCGUCACAGCACUUGGCCUCCCUUGCUGCCCAGGCACAGUUUCCUAGGGCAGGAAGGGCAGGCUCCUGACGCCCAUCUGUUCUGUGCCUGUGUUAAGUGAUGUGUAGCCCUUUCCAUCAACAACUUCCUACUUUGUCCUGCUACACGGUCUAGAGUCUGGAAUUUACUUUGUUAUUUAUGACCUUGUUUAAAUAAAUACCUUCCAACCUUUA